AUGUCUCUGACCGAGAACCUGUCCCAUCUCGCCUCUCUUCCUGCACCUCUGCCUCCAGCACCCGAGACUGAGGUUUUCACCGAGGAACAAUGGGACACUCUCUUCUCGAUCCUGGAAGUCUUCGUCCCAUCUAUCCCUGCCACCUCAAAAGCAGGCCCGUCUCCAGAAUUUCACGAGGCACUUUCCAAGCUCAAGUCGUAUCUGCCAGAAAGUGCCUCUGAGGAUGUGGCGCGAGCAUACUUGUCCGAGGACGCCGUCUCGGAUCCUGAAUACAGACAACGCAUAGUCCGAAAGAUCAAGCUCUACAUCCCUCCGUCCGACGCACAAGCACUGGCGUUUGUUCUCUCCCUGUUCAAUACCACUGUGGGCUCCUAUAUCCUGACCGGCUACACCACGCCGAUCCACAAGCAGGACCUCGAGACCCGUUGCAGAAUCGUCUGCCAAUGGUCCGUAGCCAGGUUACCUCCACUGAGAGCGGUACACAAGUCCCUCAGCGGCCUCGCGAGACAGGUUUGGCUUGCAGCUUCCCCCAAUCUGUACCGUUUUCUCGACUUCCCAAACAUCCCCAAGCACAUCGAGCGCAACCCCAGCUACGAUUUCAAAUUUCAUGACUUCGCGUCUCCAGCGACGUCCACGACACUCUCGGCCGACGUGGUGAUUAUUGGAUCUGGAUGCGGCGCCGGCGUCGUCACCUCACAUCUAUCCCGAGCCGGUCUGAAGUGCCUGGUCCUCGAGAAGGCCUAUCACUUCCCGUCGACACACUUCCCCAUGUCCGCUGCCAACGCGGGGGAGCAUCUGAUGGAGAACGGCGGCUUGAUGGUGUCGGAUGAUGCGUCCAUCGGCAUCUUGGCGGGGAGCACGUUCGGCGGCGGCGGCACAAUCAACUGGUCGGCCUCGUUGCAGCCUCCACGACCGGUGCGCGAGCAGUGGGCGGCCGACAACCUUCCUCACUUCCUGGGCACAGAAUACCAGGACUGCCUCGACACCGUCUGCGAGCGCAUGGGCGUCGCCAAGAGCACAGAUCCAGAAGGUCUCAGAAAGAUCGAGCUCAACUUCGCCAACAGGACCCUGCUCGAGGGAUCCCGCCGACUCGGUGUCGCCGUGCAGAUUGUGCCCCAGAACACGGCGUCCCGGCGCCACUUCUGCGGCUACUGUACCUACGGGUGCGCCAGUGCCACCAAGCAGGGGCCCGCCAACUGCUGGUUCCCCGACGCGGCGGCCCACGGCGCCGAGUUCGUCGAGGGCUGCUGGGUCGAAGAGAUUGUGUUCUCCGAGGAGGCGAACAACGGCGUCAAGACGGCCACCGGCGUCAGAGCCACAUGGACGUCCCGCGACCGGAAGACUACCCGACAACUCGCCAUCUCGGCCAAACGAGUCAUCGUGGCCGCCGGAACGCUGCAGUCGCCCCUGGUCCUCCUCCGCAGCGGGCUGAAGAAUCCUCACAUCGGCGCCAAUCUGCACCUCCACCCGACGAACACGGUCUGGGCGACGUGGCCGCACCGGACUGACCCAUGGGAAGGCGCUAUUCUGACGGUCGCGAUGACGGGGCUCGAAGACCAAGACGGCCAACACCACGGGCCCAAGGUGGAGGUGAUCUGCUCGACGCCGGGCUUCGGCCUGCUCGCCCUGCCCUUCCGGCCGCAAUACGCCCUGGGUGGCACGACGAGCAGUGCACCACUCUCCGCCGCCAUCGACUACCGGCUCAACGCCGCCAAACACGGCUACUCGACGGGCUUUGUGUGCAUCACGCGCGACGCCGACACCGGCAGAGUGUACAUCGACCCGAAGGAUGCGACGCGGCGACGCGCGCGGGUGGCGUACACGCCGUCGGCGCGCGAUCGCCGCCACCUCCUCGCCGGCAUGGUGGGCGGUAUGCAGGCGGCGUUCGUGCAGGGCGCGGUGGAGAUCGACGCGGCCCACCCGUCCGUCGACCGCUGGGUGCGGCCGUCGCACCGGGACCCCAAGGCCACGCCGGCCAUCGACGAGCUGUCCUUCACCGCCUACCUGGCCGAGGUGCGCCGCCGCUGGGUCGCCGACCCGGGGCCCUGCACCGCCGGCUCGGCUCACCAGAUGGGCUCGUGCCGCAUGGCGUCCUCGCCCAAGACCGGCGUCGUCGAUGCCCGGGGCAAGGUCUUCGGCACUGACGGCCUGUAUGUCGCCGACGCGAGCGUGCUGCCCUCGGCCAGCGGCGUCAACCCCAUGAUCAGCACCAUGGGCAUUGCCGAGUGGAUUGCCCGGGGGAUCGCAAAAGAAUGUCAAAGUGGCCCAGGGAUGAGUGAGGGAUUGUGGUGA
This is a messenger RNA of Fonsecaea erecta, 2292 nucleotides long. RefSeq lists its product as hypothetical. The transcript has a single exon. NCBI's taxonomy places the organism in Eukaryota, Fungi, Ascomycota, Eurotiomycetes, Chaetothyriales, Herpotrichiellaceae. Gene Ontology annotation, molecular function: flavin adenine dinucleotide binding; long-chain-alcohol oxidase activity. The record is from RefSeq and is a predicted model, not a curated record. Bases 1 to 2292 code for a protein of 763 amino acids.